Molecule: messenger RNA, 1872 nt
Organism: Aplosporella prunicola CBS 121167
Lineage: Eukaryota; Fungi; Ascomycota; Dothideomycetes; Botryosphaeriales; Aplosporellaceae
Exons: 5
Coding region: 1-1872 (623 amino acids)
Source: RefSeq, a predicted model, not a curated record
AUGAAUCUUGCGGUGGUGCUCGCAUGGCCAUUUCAUGUAGCCAAAUUGAGUCUGCCCAUUCUUUGCUUACACGGUCACUGCAUUCCUGCAUGCCAGGCUGUGCGGUUAACGCCUGCUGCCGGAAGCACAGACAGCUUUGUCUCUGUACCUACGAGGCGGACAAACCAAGCGCUUUUAGAGGAAUAUAAAUCCUCUCGCAGGGGCACAUGCGCAGGGAAAAGCCCAACUAGCCCGGCCUUUGGCCCGCACAUCAUUGCUUCCUUCACCCUUGCCAAACAGGGCUUCGACUGCUGCACCGCAAAUCAACUACAACCACUCAAGGCCGCGACAAUGGAAAGCCUUCCCUUCGACAUCUACUACAUCAUCUUCAAGCAGGCCGAGGAGUUUGACGGACCACUCAGAGAUGACCCCGCUCUGACCGAAGAAUCCGUGAAGACGAUCCUCAUGAUGCGCCUUGUCAACCGCACUUUCCACCGGGCUGGCAUCGUGUCCUUCGUCCGCGUAAUCAGCAAUCGGUCGUUCGCCCUCACACCUACGGACAUGGGCAUCCUUGAGAAAAUCGCCACGAAUGAACUGUGGGUUACCAAAAUCCGCUCGCUGCGCUUCUCUGGCACGUUCUUCAGCAGGUCCAACGAGACACUAGUCGCCAGGACAAUCCUGGGAAGUACAGAUCUCUAUGAAAGGAAAAAGGGUAGCAACCAAGCUAUCCUCGACUUCCAGGCCCUCUGCGAGCGAAACAAAGCCUACCGCAAUGACAACGGUGAUGCCCGCGACCUGGCACGCAUUCUUCCUCUAUUCACGUCACUCGAGAACAUUCACGUACUCCCCAUGGUCUUCUUCGACUUACUUGGAAGUGGAUCAUUUCGUCGACGCUAUGCACGUCGACUUGCCGUUGUGGCGCAGCGGAAUACGGGGCAGCUCACCCAGGCCAUCAGUGACAACCAACACGAUAUCAAGAAGUUCCUCACCUCCGCCAUGUCUCUCAUGCACCGCGGACCGAAGAUGCUCGUCCUCAGAUACGAUCUCAUAGAACCUUACUUCCCAUCUCACUCUCAAUUCCCACCUUACAGCGUUCCACAAUCCACAACGGUGACGACUCUGGUGAUUGAGGAGGUCUGUCCUCUCUGGGAAUACCCUCUCCCUCUCGACAAGAGGCUUCAGUAUAUCGAGGAGGCGCUUCCAGCCCUGCAAACAUUCCGUAGGCUGUACCCUGGAAAGAUGAGAACGGACGGUUACAAGAUGGAGAUCAUCUACAACAAGUCCGCGGCGGGCAAACUGGUCGCCGAGAUCAGCACGAUGUACCAGAAGGAGCAGUGGGAAGAGGCGGUAUUCCCAACACUCGGCAUCGAGUGCAAGCCCUUCUACCUCGAAGACACGAUCAAGGAGCUGCGCAUGAACGUGCCCUUCGACAGCAUCAAGAGCGUCGAGGACUUCACCACCAACCUCAUCGACCAUCCGUGGUUCAUCUUCAACCCUCACAACCUGCAGAGGUUGUAUAUUGAAGAAUCUUCCGAGCCGUGCAUUCCCCAGCGGUUCUUUGAUACUUUUCGGCGGAAAAUGGCGUUUACGCCGGACGAACACCCGGCUGAGCGCAUAUAUAUCAGGUGUGCGGCUGGAGAUUACGAACUUUGGACCGGUCGUGUUGGUGGGCAUGGCCUCCCUACUUGGAUCCCGGAUCGUAUCGACUUGUGGCAGCUUCUGGGAAGAUUGAGCGGUUGUCUAGAUCUACAAUUGAGGAGCUUGGGCGUUGACCUCUACUUGAGAGCCAGAGCUCGAGUGGAUAUUGUCACAGCGGGGAUGGCAUUUGGCGAAUGUCUGGUUAAUCCAACUGCUUUGCAAGAAGCUUUGUUUACCACUCCCGGCUCAAAUUGA